AUGGCCGUCAAAACAGAAAUAAUAAUAUUUCAUGUUUCGGCAGUGGGCUACUCGGUAGCAGCAGGACAAAAACACGCCUCGUACAGCUCGGACGCAUCAUCUUCCAAGAUCGUUCAUCCAGCUUCGUCCGUAAUCAACUCACCACCAUCUGAUGAAACCUCGAAGCAGGGAACCCAAUCGCUGGUGGAUCUCAACGUUGAAGCUGCUCCUGCUCAUUCUUCACUUUCAACUCCUAACAAUAACAUCAAUAAAAACAACUCUAAUUCCAGUGGCCACGAAGGCUCUUGGAGCACUGUUACUUCAAAAAAAAAGAGAAAAUACACUCCAAUUACUGUAGGUUCCAAACAACCUGGGUCCUUCAAAUUAUCUGCAGCUCCUUUGCCUCCCAAAAAAAUUGUUUUUGGGGUAGGUAAAUUGAAAAGCUGCGUCAAAGAAGAGAUCCUUGAACAUCUGGAAACUAUUGGACUGACCGCUGCAGAAUGCGUACCAGUCUUUAAAUUCUCUCCCACUCGUCCUCAUCCUUCAACCAGUGAUCCAUCAACAAAAUUCCGCAUAACUAUUUUUAAACAUCAGGAAAUGAUUUUUACCAAUCCUGAAAAUUGGCCUAUCGGCGUGGAAAUUCACCCCUGGUUGUUUCAUGCUCGACCACAGCAUUUGAUAAAACCCACUACAACUUCACUACCAAAUCAUUAUCCUGUCGACCUACCAAAUGAGCAAAUCCAAAUUAACUAUGCCAUUCAAGACAGAAAAGGCGGGAAAUGA
Molecule: messenger RNA, 762 nt
Organism: Helobdella robusta
Lineage: Eukaryota; Metazoa; Annelida; Clitellata; Rhynchobdellida; Glossiphoniidae
Exons: 3
Coding region: 1-762 (253 amino acids)
Source: RefSeq, a predicted model, not a curated record